GAGGUAAACAGUUGUGUAACACACGCACAUGGCCGCGUUGUAAAUAUCGAAACCAUGCCAGAGGGUCCCGAGUUGCAUCUUGCUAGCCAGUUUGUGAAUCUUGUCUGUAAAGGGAGAAUAUUUAAAGGUCCAAUAGUAAAAUCUGAAGUGAGUAAACAUGCCCAUGUUGAAUUUGAAGACGAAUUCACAAUCUCGGCGACGUCCAGGGGCAAGGAGAUGAAGCUGACUCUGGCCACCCCAUGUGUGGAUGAGAAAUCAGCCAGCAAAGUAAAGGGCAAAUCUCUUGAUAUCGUGUUUCAGUUUGGGAUGUCGGGGAAGUUUGAUUUCUAUGAGGCCACAGAACUUAAGAAGCACGCACAUCUGAAUUUCUUCACCAGAAGUGAACCCCAGAUGGUACUAAGCUUUGUGGACUAUAGGAGGUUUGGUAAAUGGCAUGUGGGUGGGGAUUGGUCACAAGGAAGAGGGCCGUGUGUCUUGUUUGAAUACCAGGCCUUCAGGAAAAAUGUUUUGGAUAAUGUAAAGGAUUCGGCUUUCAACAAACCAAUCUGUGAAUCUCUUCUGAACCAAAAAUACUUUAAUGGAAUUGGAAAUUAUUUGAGAGCUGAAAUUUUAUACAGGGCUGGAAUUCCACCAUUUGUGGCUGCUAGAUCAGUUUUGGAGCCCCUGCUUGAUGAAUUGUCAGAGAGUUCAAUGAAAGUGAAGGUCAAGUCUGAGUCCCAAGACAUUUUACAGCUGUGUCACACACUGCCGCAGGAAGUAGUGAACCUAGGAGGGACAGGGUAUGACCCUGAAGGGAGAGACCCAGACUACUCCAAGUUCUCAGAGUGGCUCCAGUGCUACUACAAACCAGACAUGAAAAACAUGGCUGACCACAACAAGAGAACAAUAUGGUAUCAUGGAAAUCCAGGGCCCAUGCUUCCAAAAGAUAUCAAAACUAGAGGGUUAAAGAGAAGUUCAAAAGUAGCCAAAAAUAAUAUGAAGAAAAUGAAGAAAGGGGACUUGGAAUCUGAAGAGUCAAAGGAGGAGAAUGGUAGAUCUCUUAUUGUAACACGUGAACAGCUCCAUAAAGCAGAAGACAGUGACCCAAAGCAGUCUUCAGCAAAAUCAUUAACAAAGUCAUCUUCUAAAUCAUUAAAAACAUCAUCCACCAAGGGCAGAAAGUCCAUUAGUUCAGCAGAUGUGAGAAAAAAUGGAUCUGCUUUCCCAAGAAGGAAGCUAGCAGAAGGAGAAGAAAAUGGCUUGGUUUUGAAGAAAUCAAAAUUCUUCAUCUCUGAUAAUGAUAUCACAUCAUCAGGUGUUAUUAAUAGAGAUUCAGAUACUGGUACUCCUAAAGCAUCAAAGUUACUGAGAGGAAAGAAGAAGAAAAACUCCAGCAUGCCAGUGAUGGAGUCUGAUAGCAGACGACAGAGGGGGGUGACAUCUGCUGGCAAUAGACAGAAGAAGUCUGUUGUUACAACAAUGAUUGGCAGAAACUCACCAGAAGUCACUCCGAAAUGUGUGAGACAAAGAGCAGCAAGAGCGGAGAGGGCAAAGUUGCGCCAUCAGAGGUAAUGCUUUAACAAAUCUUCUUCCCACAAGAUAAUUCAGGAAAAAGAACAGAAUGGAACACAGCCAUCAUUCAUUGUCAGGAAUGUCUGUUAUCAAGUAACACCAUGAUCAAAACUAAUCACUACAGGAUGACGCAAUUUUUGCCAGAAUAAAAUGGACUGGAUCUGGGUCUAAAGAUAUUUUGUUCCAUAGAAACAAAAAUAGUUACAACUGUAAAGUCUCAGUCUGUGUCUUUGGAAGUUGUCUUUGGGUCAGAUAUGGAAUUAUUUAAAUGAUUAUAGACUCAAUAGUUUGUUUGUUGAAAUUGUAUAGAACACUGAUUUUGACUACAGAUUACUCCGGUUACCUGGACUGGGUUGCUCAAAACCUUGGUUAAGCUUAACCAGUGGUUAAAUAACUUGUCCACUGGUUAAGUUUUAGCCAAUGGUUAAAUUCUAUUCGUUAUCUUCACCUUUCAUACAUUACCUGAUCAAGAUAUAAGGCUCAGGGCGGGUGUGACCGGUCGACAGGGGAUGCUUACUCCUCCUAUGCUCCUGAUCCCUCCUUUGGUAUAUCCAGGGGUCCGUAUGAGAUUGUUAUCUUCACCUUUCAUAGUACUAUUGGAUUUUGUGAAUGUGUUUUUUUAAUGAAAUAAUGAAAUUUUUAAAAUCUGGAUAAAAAAGAUGUACAUUUUUUAAUAUGCAAGUUUUUUCUUUAUUAGUGUACAUAUAAAUAUUUUCUGAGUUUUUUUUUAUUAUUAUAAAAAUACAAUUUACUCUAUUUAAUAUCAUGACUAUAUGUGAGGUAACUGAUAUAAAUGAUAAUCAGAUCUUGAUUAUAUUUGUAAUGAGUGAAUCUGAGAGCAUGUAGAAACUUUUUGACAAGGAGAUAGUACUUUACCAUGUUCAAAUCAUUUUCAAUGUUAUACAUGAAUAUAUAUACAUUCACCAAUGUCUUGUCAAUAAUGAUCCUUUGCCUGUUCAAUUUUUAUACACCCGUCAUAUUAUGAUAUGGCACUGUCCGUCUCUCUGUCUUUUUUUCUGAAACAGAUGCAUGUAUGACUUUGAAAUUUGGUCACAAUUUCUCCCUCAAGAAUUGUAAGAGUGAGUUUGCAUUUUAGGUGGAUUGGUCCGUCUUUGACUUAUUUUACAGCCAUAAGUAGGUCAAACAGUUUUCCGGACUUUUUUCGUUACAGAUACAGAUAUUGCCCUGAAAUUUACACAUAACCUUCCUCCCAGAGGAAUACAAAUUCAGUUGGCAUUUCAGCUGGAUUGGCCUGUGCGUCCAUGACCUACAUUAGGACUAAAAGGAGGCCAAACAGUUUUCCUGGCUUUUUUUCAUUAUGGGUACAGAUAUUGCCCUGAAAUUUAGUCACAGGUUUCCUCUUGGAGGAAUACAAGUUCAGUUUGCAUUUCAGCUGGAUUAGUCCAUCCUUGACCUACUUUUGGGCUAAAAAUAGGUCAAACAGUUUUCCGACUUUUUUCUUUAUGGAUACAGAUUUUGCCCUGAAAUUUAAUCACAGGCUUCCUCUCGAAGUUAGCAGUUAGCAUUUCAGAUGGAUUGGCACACUAUGACCUACUUUAGGGGUAAAAAUAGGCCAAACAGUUUCCUGGCUUUUUUUCAUUAUGGGUACAGAUAUUGCCCUGAAAUUUAGUCACAAGUUUCCUCUUGGAGGAAUACAAAUUCAGUUUGCAUUUCAGCUGGAUUGGUCCAUCCUUGACCUACUUUUGGGCUAAAAAUAGGUCAAACAGUUUUCCGGACUAUUUUCUUUAUGGAUACAGAUUUUGCCCUGAAAUUUAAUCACAGGAUUCCUCUUGAAGGAAUACAAGUGCAGUUAGCAUUUCAGAUGGAUUGGCACACUAUGACCUACUUUAGGGGUAAAAAUAGGUCAAACAGUUUUCCAGAUUUUUUUUGUUUGGUGUGGUCACAGGUAUUGCUAUGAAAUUUAGUCACAACCUCCCUCUCAGAGAAAUACAUAAUCAGUUCACAUUUUAAACAUUUAAACUUAAUUGGUGCACCAUGACUUUCUGUAGGGCUAAAAGUAGAUCAGAUGGUUUUCUGGACUUUUUUGUCAUCAUAGACAGAUAUUGCACCGACAUUUUGUCACAACCUCACUCUCGAAGAAAUACAUAAUCAGUUCACAUGUCAGAUGGAUUGGUGCACCAUGAUCCACUUUAAGACUUUUCUAUUCAGAAUGUGUGUUGUAUCAAUUCAGAGUGCACAACAUGCUUCCAGGUUGAAUUUCACUGUCCGGCGGUUGUAUAUUGUACCAUUUGUUGAAAUUCACUGUCCGGGGGCGUAUAUUAUUGUACUGUUUGCGGUCCUCGUUAUAUCCUUACAUUGCAUAUACAUGUAGAACUUUGCUUACUUCAUAAAGAGGCUUGCUUUGUGUGGAAUACAUUUUGGAGCAUAAUAAACUUUAUUUUAUAAAAGA
Ostrea edulis (European flat oyster) is the source of this 3961-nucleotide messenger RNA. RefSeq names its product endonuclease 8-like 1. The record is from RefSeq and is a predicted model, not a curated record. Lineage: Eukaryota; Metazoa; Mollusca; Bivalvia; Ostreida; Ostreidae. Gene Ontology annotation, molecular function: nucleic acid binding; DNA N-glycosylase activity; zinc ion binding. Gene Ontology annotation, cellular component: nucleus. The transcript has 7 exons. Gene Ontology annotation, biological process: base-excision repair. Bases 55 to 1551 code for a protein of 498 amino acids.